AGAUUCAUCACUUUUCUCAAAUGACUUCGGUUAGCCGUAAUUGAAUUUAUUUUCUAAGCUGUCAGUAGGGAGCAUUACCUGCUUUGAACGUGCAACUUGACACAGCCGCAUAGACAUAAAGCCAACCGUUGAUGUCGACUACAAAGGAAACGCUGUCAACUCGAGUUAACUCAGUAGCACAAUCGUACAUACAGGACGAAGGUGAGGCAUCACGAACCAUCACCGACUCGGCCGCCAGCCAGUUGCAGUUACAAUUGCAAUUAUUAUUAUUCCUUUCAACUGUGCAACAGUGAUUUUAAUUGAAAACGUGCCUGGAACAGCCUCAUAGUGUAGCAAGCAGCCAGCAACUUUCCACCAAACAACUGUCUCCACCUACGUCGACGACUACGACGCCAACAAAAACACACAUUGCUCUUCCUUGCGGCGGCAAAAUGACUGUAAAGCUGACGAAUUUUUUCAGUAGCGCUGCUUCCAUGCCAACGACAACGACGCCGCCCUCACCGCCCAUGGUACCCACCGCUAUCGGUGGCAGUUACCAUCAUCAUCAGCAACAACCACAUUUGCAAUACCUGCAACAACAGCAACAGCAGACGCAACAACUACAACAGCAAUCAUCGCUACCCUAUAAUCCGUAUAUUGGUGGCGUUAUGGAUGACGGCGACUUGUAUGACGAUGACAACAUGUCGCUAUAUUCGAAUGCCACAGCCGCUAGUGGUAUUAUGACGCAACGCGGUCAUUCAUGCAACAAUUCACAACGUCCGCUGUUGGGCGAAAGGAAGCCGCCAAAAAUGUUGUUGAGCAACAAUGCAACAAAGAAAAAUAAAAAGUCGACUGGCAUUAAUCAACCGCAACGUCACUUGCAGCAGCAGCAGCAACAACAACAACAGAAACAAGGAAAACCACAACAGCAGAAAUCGUAUAUCUCACCGUACGUGCAACAACAGAAACGUGACAGCGCCAAGGGAUUGCACGGCUUUAACGAUUUCGAUAUUUUGUCACAGCAAUACACGGAGCAUUUGCGCAGCAGCCCACAUAUCGGCUACCCCUACGGCAGUCCCCCCUCGCCCACUGCUAAGUCUAAUGAUUUUGUAUUCGAUACUUUGGCAUUGCCACAGCAACAGCAACAACAACAGCAACAGCAACACACUUUGUAUGACAAUCGUAUUUACAGUAGUGCUGGUACAGUUAAUCAGCAGCAGCAACAACAGCAAAAUUCAAGUCAUUAUCAACAGCAACAAAUGGCAAAUGGCUUUAAUGAUACGGACUACUCGUAUUAUGGACACAACGCCUGCAUCGGUAGUGGUAGUGGCAGUGGCAGUGGCAGUAGUAACAUUAGUAAUAACGGUGGUAGCAAUGCCCUUUUGACCACUACGAAUAACGCAUCGCCAACUCAUUACAUGGGCAAAUCGUCACGCUUUGAAGAUGAUUUUUGUUCUCGCCGCAAUGCAACCUUUGCUGCGCCGCAGCCGCAGCCGCAGUCACAGUCGCUGCCGUCCUCUGAGAAAACUUGGACGACUUCAGUUGUGGCUGGCAGCGACGAUGUUGGUGGCCCUUUCAUAUUUGGAGGUAUGCCGCAUGAACUAUUCCAGCACCAACACCAGCAACAACAACAACAACAACCUGAUAACAGCACUCUGCGACAGGAACAACAACAGCAAGAUUUUAGUAGUUUAACCACAGCGGUGACCAACUCGACGGACUCUGUGAUAGAUGUGGCAGACAAAUACGCGCCAUACAAUGGCCAUGUGACUAUGUCGAGCAGCGAUACCAGUUCCAGUUCACGUGAUAGUAGCAGUAAUAAAGGCGCGAAGUUGCUGCUGCGAAAGGGCAAAUCAAAGCGAAACAGCAAAGAUAAAAAGUCCGAUACGUCUGUCGUGCAGGCGAAAGUGCAACAAAAACAACACGAAACACCUUCCAUUAAAUGCGUUCUAGUUGGCGAUGGUGCUGUGGGAAAGACUAAUUUGAUUUUAUCCUAUCUUAAGAAUCGUUUUAAUACGGAGCACGUACCGACAGCAUCGGAUAUAUAUAAUGCGGAUGUAUUGGUUAACGACAGUCCUGUACACUUAACCAUCUGUGACACUGCCGGUCAGGAUACAUUGGACAAAUUGCGCCAACUGUGUUAUCCUGACAGCGAUGUGUUUCUCUUGUGCUUCUCUGUGGUAAAGCCAGAUACGUUUCAUGCUGUGAAGACGAAGUGGGCGCCAAAAUUCUCAAAGACAAAAGCCGCAUUGAUACUCGUCGGAACACAGGCGGAUUUACGCAACGAUGCGCAAGUGUUGAAUAAAUUGCAGCUUAAUGGCGAAAAACCAAUUUCAUAUGCUGAUGCCUGGGAUUUGGCAGCGACUGUUGGCGCAAAAUACAUCGAGACUUCCUCAGCAACACAGGACAAAGUCAAGGAGGUUUUCGACACUGCAAUUUGGGAGGGGCUCGCGCCAACAACCUUGCCAUCCACACCAAAGCCACCGCUAUGGAAGAAGCUUUUGUGCCUGGCGUAAGAAAGCAAGUCAACAAUGCCGCAUCUACACAAUGACAGAGAUAAUAACAACAAAAAAUAUGAACAAGUCAGGGCAAAAGAAAGCCGCACACGAACGAAGCAAUGCGCAUUAGGACGAUGAAAUGAAAAACCAAAUUUGUUGUUGGUCAAAUAGUUUAACGCAAUGACGACGAUGUGGAGUAUAAAUUGAAGCAAAUGUUUUUGAACUCAUUCACUUCGUAGUUCAUUGCAAUGCAAUUUGACCUUAAAGUUUAAACUGAACGAAGCAGAGAGAAAAGGGUAGUAGUAGUUUUUCUGUAUACAAUUUUUUUCUCUAAAAAUUUUUAAAAUCUAAAACUAAAAGUACUUUGUGUGGUAUGAAAAUUGACUUAAACUCGUUAAUUUGUUUUCUAACGAUUCCCAGUAGAAUUUCAGAUCAUCUUUCGAGUGUCCACAUAAUUCUCCCUUGCGAGGAUGCGAUUAUUUCCACAUCUCUAAUACUUCAAUAUAUAAAAGUUUUGUUUGCCUACUCCCUUUACUCACAUUGGUUGUCCUAUGAGGGCAAGUAAUGAGAAAAAUAUCAUUUUAACCCUUCAACGAGCAAUAAGAUAGAGUUCCCGGAAGAAUCAUGCUAAAGCCUUGUAAACGAAAAAGAGGUGACUAUUCCUACAAAAGUCUUUACUUAGUAAUAUGAGACAACAGAUUUACAGAUCUUGUUUUUAAUUUAUCUAUUGAAUUGAUGUAUGACUAAAAUUUAUAAGGUUUUCUUCAAAAUGAAGCUUUUGCAUAACUCGUAAAUUUCUUUUCAUGAACUUCACGUUUUGUUCAAAAUUACUUGACAGCUUUGGGAUUGGUAAAGCAAAUUGGGAUACCAAGAUAAAGGUAGGAAAAUAGAAGAUUCUAUAUACUUUUCAUGGCGCUAAGUUUUAGGUGAAAAGUCAUUGCAGGCGGCCAUAAAAAAUUUUGCGGUUUAUAGAACCAAUUCAUUAUCGAAUGCAGCAGAAAGGAAGUGGUUCCAGAUAUUUAGGUUUUGUUAUAUUGACGUCGAAGAUCAAACACGCGCUGGUAGGAAAAGUGUCGAAACGGUUGAUACAAUUUUGAAAAUCAUGGGGAUAAAUCUGCAUGUGAGCACUUAAGUCAUUGUGCACAAACUGAAAAUUAGCCAGAAAAUUAGUUUUGAAGCAAAUGAUAAUUGGCGCUGAAAAGUGUAUCGCAUACGACAACAUCAACAGUUGAAAAAUAUUGUGACCAAAUGGUAAUGAGUCGACCCAAAUGAUGGCCAAACUCGAACUAGCUGCCAAAAAGGUUUUGCUUUAUAUUUGGUGUGUUUGGAGCGAAAGUGUUCAAAGUGAGCUGCUCUCUUUUUGGAUCUCUACGCUCAUCAACUGACUAAAUUGAGGCAGCCGAUGAACCAGAAGCGGUCAGAACUUGUGAAUAAGAAGGGUUUUGUGUUCUAUAAAGAAAACGCCCUGCCGUAAACAUCUUCAACGAAGAGUCAGAGGGAGGUGCUAUCGCAUCUGCUGUAUAGUUCAGAGAUGUCAUCAAUCGAUUUAUCACCUUAUCAAGCAUUUAAAAAAUUUUCUUGUGAUACAAAAUUGAGUUAAAGAGAAACUCGCGAAAGUGAGCUGACAAAUGAGUUGCCAAUUUUUCCAAUUUCAUUUCAUCUUCAAUUUCAAUUACGAAACAGCCUUCAAACUGGGCAAAAUAAUAGAAGUAAAGCUCAACAAUAUUCAGUACCAAUAUUUGCUACCAAAGAGGAAUUCAUUCAGCAACUUUUUAGGGGUUCCAUUUUAAUAAAUUAUACCCUCCGAGAAAAUGAUAAAAUUGAAAAAC
Molecule: messenger RNA, 4306 nt
Organism: Anastrepha obliqua
Lineage: Eukaryota; Metazoa; Arthropoda; Insecta; Diptera; Tephritidae
Gene: RhoU
Product: probable serine/threonine-protein kinase yakA
Exons: 7
Coding region: 432-2495 (687 amino acids)
Biological process (GO): small GTPase-mediated signal transduction
Molecular function (GO): GTP binding; GTPase activity
Source: RefSeq, a predicted model, not a curated record